Ilex paraguariensis (yerba mate) is the source of this 213-nucleotide messenger RNA. The record is from the annotation of a GenBank genome assembly. NCBI's taxonomy places the organism in Eukaryota, Viridiplantae, Streptophyta, Magnoliopsida, Aquifoliales, Aquifoliaceae.
AUGCCUGAGGUCUCUGAUUUGAUUCCUGGUGGGCUCAAAAGUAGUGAAGAAGUUGAGUACAGCCGAAGGCGAAAUGCAAUUUUGCCCCGUCUUGAGGCACAAAUGAUCCCAGAGAUCAACCACAUUUUGUGUGAGUCCCAAUGCCUCAACCGCAAAAAUCUUUGCUACUCCAAUUUCUUCUCGUCGCUCCAAAAUGGUAAGUACCAGACUUAG